AUGCCAUUCACUCGCGCAUCCGCUCUCUGCACAGCCAGCACCGUCUUCGCCACAAUCUUUGUUGGUUUUGGCAUAAACGCUAUCUUACGUCCAGCACACGCUCUCACCUUCUUCGAGCUCGUCAUGUCGCCCUCCAUUUCCGCUGCUGACCAAAACCUCAUUGAAGCAAUGACGGUUAUCUACGGCGCACGAGACAUCUUCAUCGGCUGUGCUAUCUAUGUCGCUGCAUUUUUUGGGAAGGGAAAGAGCGGAGAGAAAGUACUGGGGUGGAUCUUGUUGGCCACAGCAGCGCAGGCGGUGGUGGAUGGCGUAGUGUGUAAGUGGAUGGUUGGGGAUGGGGAGUGGGCCCACUGGGGUUAUGCGCCUGUUGUAGCAAUCACGGGAGCUUUGUUGAUUAGGUCUUGA
Molecule: messenger RNA, 405 nt
Organism: Lindgomyces ingoldianus
Lineage: Eukaryota; Fungi; Ascomycota; Dothideomycetes; Pleosporales; Lindgomycetaceae
Product: putative integral membrane protein
Exons: 1
Coding region: 1-405 (134 amino acids)
Source: RefSeq, a predicted model, not a curated record